UGACGUAGCAGUUUCUAAAUAAAGAUCAUAUACGACCGAAGGAAAAGGAUCAUAGUCUUAAAUUUUUUACCGUUUUUCUUAAGAAUCUAAACAAAAAAAAUGAGUUUGUGGGUAGAUAAAUAUAGGCCAACUACAUUUUCUAAAUUAGAUUAUCAUAAGGAACAAGCAGAAUAUCUUAAAAAUAUGGUACAUAAAGGAGACUUUCCACAUUUGUUAAUAUAUGGACCAUCCGGAGCUGGAAAAAAAACUCGUAUAAUGUGUAUUUUGAAAGAAUUAUAUGGUUCUGGAGUUGAAAGAUUACGAAUGGAAAAUAUGCAGUUUGAGACUCCUUCUAAAAAAAAAUUAGAAAUAAUGACUAUAAGCAGUAAUUAUCACAUAGAAGUAAAUCCCAGCGAUGUAAAUAUAUAUGAUAAAGUUGUUGUAAUGGAUUUAGUAAAAAUGACAGCACAAACUCAUCAAAUUGAUCCGACCGGACAAAGAGAGUUUAAAGUGAUUUUAUUAACAAAUGUGGAUCAACUUACAAGGGAUGCUCAACAUGCACUACGUAGAACCAUGGAAAAAUAUAUUGCUACUUGCAGAUUAAUUCUUUGUGCAAAUUCUAUAUCUCGUGUAUCACCAGCUAUUCGAUCUCGAUGCCUAGGAAUACGUGUUCCUGCACCAUCGAUAACAGAAAUUAAAUCUAUUUUACAAUCAGUCUGUAAACGGGAAAGUCUAACUUUGCCAGAUGAAUUAGCUACCAGAAUUGCUAAUAUUAGUGGGAGGAAUCUUAGAAGGGCAAUAUUAAUGCUUGAAGCUUGUAAAGUUGAACAGUAUCCAUUUACUGCCAAUCAAAAUAUUUCAGAACCUGAUUGGCAAAUAUUUAUUCGUACUACGGCUAAUAUGAUGAUAACAGAACAAACUCCUAAAAAGCUAUUAGAUAUUAGAAAAAGACUUUAUGAAUUAUUAACGCAUUUAAUACCUUGUGAUGUAAUUUUUAAAGGAUUGUUACAAGAAUGUAUCAAAAAUUGUGAUCUUCAAUUAAAAAGUGAAAUUACAUUCAUAGCUGCUGAAUAUGAGCAUAGAAUGCUAAAUGGAUCUAAAGCUAUUUUUCACUUAGAAGCUUUUAUUGCUAGAUUUAUGGCUAUAUAUAAAAAAUUUAUGGAUUCGUCGCUUGAAGAUUUCGUAUGAUUUUAAAAAUCUAAUUAAAGUUAUUGAUAUAAAGUAUUAGAACAACGAUCUAUUUUGACAAAUGUCUAAUCGUAAAUAUUUUAUUAUGUACAAAACAUCCGAAAUAUAUGAAAUAUUGUAUUGUAUUUCACAUUUAAGGAAAAUACAAUUUUUGCAUUGGUCUUUACAUAAAUACAUUUCCUUAAUUUCUCCCCUACAAUGUUUACCUAAAUAAAUGAACAGAUUAAAAAGUAUUAGAAACAGUUCAAUCUGUAAGACACAACCAUACAAAAGAAUUUGUAAAAAAUGUAUCUCUAUAAUAACUUAUUUUAUUUCAUACAAUACUAACAUUAUAGGAUGAAAUAUGACGCACAUCCAAAUAACAACGAAUUUCUAAAAAUAAAUAAUUUCUGAAAUAAUCCACUUAGUUUUAGUGCUUACAUAGCUGCUAAAACAACAGCAGAAAUAGCUGCUAAAGCAACUACUGCAUAGCCUGUUGAAUAUACUUGUUUAAUUGUCAGAAACAUUCCUAAAUCCCAAGCCUGUAAUAUUAUAAAAAAUAGACAAAAUUUAUUUUUAAAAUAAUUUUGUUUUAUAUUGCAGUUAUUUUAUAUAUCAACUGUUUACCAAAUGUCGAAAUCCAUUGAACAUAUGAAAUGUAGCAGGAAAAGCAAGUAAUGUUUUGCCUGCAAAAAGUAUAGGAACAGGCAAAUUUAAUUCGCUUAAAAGUUCUAUAACGCAAGGUAUUCCACCUGGCACAAAUAAAGUACCUAGAACAUAACAAAAGAGAAAAAAAAAAUGUCUGUAGUAAUAUUAAAGAGAGAUAUCAUCAAAAAAAUAUUGAUUCUGAUUUUUCACAAUGUAUGAUGAAAAAUUAUAUACUUACCAAGACCUAAAAACAUAGCAUAACUUGAUAGUAUUAUGCCAGUUGUACGAUGUGAUAUAGAAAGCAAUGCUGUUAAUUGCACUUGAUAGAUAGUCAAAUGUGGUGACAUAGGUCGUUUAAGACGCAUAUUCUUUUCAUCGUGUGUUUCACAGAUAUUUGCACGUAAUGGUUGUGAUAAAGAUGUGGUAAGUGAACUAUAACAUAUUGAAUUUUUAUUAUACAAUACUCGUUUGUAAUUUUCUUUAAGAUAAAAGUAUAUAUUAUGAUAUAUAUAUAUACAUUUUUAAUUUGUUAUCUUUGCAGAUAUUCAAAUAAGCAGAAAAAAAUAUUCCUUAACAUUUAAAUAAAUUGAUUUUAGAAGAGAAAUAUAAUUGACAGUCAGAUGAUCAAAUCGAUAUUACAUAAUACAUUAACACUCACUUGCUUGUAUAUAAGCUUCGAAAAUGUUGAAAGCCAAUACUUCGUCGACAAAGAAGCCUAAAAUAUAUUUAAUGUUGUAAUUCUGAUUUGAUUAAAGAAAUUAAAUGAAAUAACAUUUAAUACCUAGUAUAACACAAUGCCAUCGUUGUUGAAAUUUAUAUUCUCGUGACACGAAAUGUAUAGAUAUUACAGAAAAAUAAUUAGGUACAGAUUACUUUUUAUUUUGUCGCGCGUAAAAUAUUUCAUUAAUUCGUAUCGAAAAAAUACAUGCAGGUAAGACAAGAAUCAACACUUCUUCAAA
Vespa velutina is the source of this 2753-nucleotide messenger RNA. It is a transcript of the gene RfC38, whose product is annotated as replication factor C subunit 3. NCBI's taxonomy places the organism in Eukaryota, Metazoa, Arthropoda, Insecta, Hymenoptera, Vespidae. The transcript is spliced from 5 exons. The record is from RefSeq and is a predicted model, not a curated record. The coding region runs from base 100 to 1167 and encodes 355 amino acids. Gene Ontology annotation, cellular component: nucleus; DNA replication factor C complex. Gene Ontology annotation, molecular function: ATP hydrolysis activity; DNA clamp loader activity; DNA binding. Gene Ontology annotation, biological process: DNA-templated DNA replication; DNA repair.